AUGGAAGAAGAUUAAAAAGAAAAUACAACUCAAUAAGAGGAAUUUUAAGCUGUAAAAACAAUAUUAAUCCUACUUUUUUCAGAGUUUUAGCCAAUUCACUAUGGUCAUCUUAAAAUGAUGGAAUUAGCAAGAUAAUAUUUAGAAGAAAAGUAUAAAGAUCAAUAAAUAAAUAUAAAAGGUAUACUGAUUCCAUACAGCAAAAAUUAACUUUACUUUUAGUAUUUGGAAGAAGAUGUUAGAUUAAGAAUGAUAUCAAUAGCAAUUUAGUCUUCUGAAUGGAUAACUUUAAAUGACUCUUUAGUUGAAAAAAAGGCAAAAAACCAAAAGGAAUUAAUAUCGCAUAUAACUUCAAAAACAAAAGAAUCUGAAUAAGUUUAAGUUUAUCAAGUUAUGAGUCUGGAUAAAUACUAACAUAUCUAAAAGAAUAUUGAAGCUUUUACAGAUUAAAAUAUCAUAUUUGUGGAAUACAGAUUUACUUAUGAGGAAGAUUAAUCUGAAGAAAUCAAAGCUUUAAUAAAAUCAAUUCCUAGAUUUCAUUUUAUAAAAGACAAUUCUUUUGAUUUUGAUAUUCACUCUUAAGUCAUUAGAGACACUUAUGAAGGUGGCUUCGAUAUAUCUCUUUAUGUUUGCCCAAAUGUAGUUAAAUUUCAUAAAUCUUAAAAUGUUAAAUACAAGAAAAACUAAUCAAAAGAGAGUGGGUCUACAAAAUAGUCAAAUAUUAAAAAAUAACCUAAUAAAUAAAAAGGAAUGACUAAAGAUUAGAAAAAUAAAUAAAAUGAAAAGAAAGAUACAUAGGAAUAAACUUAGAAAUAGUAAUUAAAACCACAGAUCAAACCUAUAAAUUUAAAAAAAUUUAUUGAUUUUGAUUUCAAUUCGAUUGAUUAUAAAAAACUAAGUGGCUUCAAUGAUAUCUCCAUUAUUUCUAAAGUUGAAAAAAUUCCAGAGCAAACCAAAGAUGAAAAUAAUAAUAAUGAUGCUGAUGAUCAAGAUGAAAUUCAAGAAGAAAAUAAAUAAUAGGCAUCCUAAAAGAACAAAGAUUUUCUUGGGAGUGGAUUGCAGGCUAGAGUCAUAAGUAUGAAAUAUCAAAUCGAAGAACUAAAAGAGAUAGAAGUUGCAGUUAAAAUGGUAAAAUUUGAAAAUUAAAUAUCGAGAAGACAAGCCACCUUCUAUAGAGAUCUUAGAGGGGUAUGGAGAUGUAAUGGACAUCCUAAUAUUGUUUAAGCUUAUGGAGCUGGUAAUUAUAAAGAAAUAGGAUAUAUAGUCCUGGAGAGGUGUGCCAAAUAGAGAUUUAAAAAUUGGCUCUCUUUAUAAUCAGCUUAAAGGUUAUUUGUAGAUUUUAAUUUUAUGCAGCUAAUUACAAAUCUUUCAAGUGGUUGUGAGUACAUGUCUAAAAUGGGAAUUUUACAUAGAGAUUUACAGAUCAAUAAUAUCCUAAUUAAAUUGAAAGGAGAUGAUUAAGAUAAAGAAAAUUUUGAAGUAGAAGAGAUUGAGCAUCUUAAAAUAAGCGAUUUUGGGGUGAGCGCUAUUGAGGAAGAUAAAUAGAACAUAGUGAAAGGUAGCACUAGACAUUAUUCUCCAGAGAGCAUUGAAGAUAAAGCUAAUUACACUGAGAAAGCUGAUGUAUUUUCAUUCGGCGCCUUGCUCUAUGAAAUAUUCUAUAAACAUUGGGUAUUUUCAGAUUGUACUGUCUCUGAAAGUUGUAUAAAAACAAAAUCUGGAGAGCUCUCUCGUUUUGAUGAUACUAUACCAUCUUAAAUCAAAGAAAUCAUUCAACUUACAUGGAAAUUUGAUCCAAAAGAAAGAAUAACAUUCUCUAGUCUAACCUAAAUUCUCUAACAGUAUACAAAUAGUCUAAAUUAAUAAAAAACAAAUUGA
Messenger RNA from Tetrahymena thermophila SB210, 1875 nucleotides. RefSeq names its product tyrosine kinase family protein. Gene Ontology annotation, biological process: biosynthetic process; protein phosphorylation. The record is from RefSeq and is a predicted model, not a curated record. The transcript has 2 exons. Gene Ontology annotation, molecular function: ATP binding; protein tyrosine kinase activity. Lineage: Eukaryota; Ciliophora; Oligohymenophorea; Hymenostomatida; Tetrahymenidae.